Molecule: messenger RNA, 1647 nt
Organism: Neoarthrinium moseri
Lineage: Eukaryota; Fungi; Ascomycota; Sordariomycetes; Amphisphaeriales; Apiosporaceae
Exons: 4
Coding region: 1-1647 (548 amino acids)
Biological process (GO): protein histidyl modification to diphthamide
Molecular function (GO): 2-(3-amino-3-carboxypropyl)histidine synthase activity
Source: RefSeq, a predicted model, not a curated record
AUGGAAGAAGAUAGGGCACAGACGGAUCUCGGCAUCGCCGCCGAGAUAGAAGAAGCGCAGGCGCCGCCCAGUCCGCCUGUUCAAAAGCAGCCGAAGAAGAGAUUCGUAGGACGGAGGACGGCGGCGAGUGCAGCCGGCAAUGGCGCCGGAGGGCCUUCAGUUGAAGAUAGCGGGGCUAUUCAAGUGGCACAACCCAGGAGGGCCCCAAGAUUGCUGAACCAGGUCCCGCCAGAGAUCUUGGAAGACCCGAAUCUCAAGGAGGCUAUGACUCUGCUUCCGGCCAACUACUCCUUCGAGAUCCCAAAGACCAUCCACCGUAUCCGCUCUGCGGGUGCCAAGAAGGUCGCCCUACAGAUGCCAGAGGGUCUUCUCCUUUUUGCGACGACCAUCUCGGACAUCCUUACACAGUUUUGCCCUGGAAUCGAAACGCUUAUCAUGGGAGAUGUGACCUACGGCGCUUGUUGUAUCGAUGAUUACACCGCUCGGGCGCUGGGCUGCGAUCUGCUUGUUCACUAUGCCCACAGUUGCCUGAUACCCGUGGAUGUCACCAAGAUCAAGACACUGUACGUCUUCGUCGAUAUCAGCAUCGACACAUCGCAUCUGCUUGCCACAUUGGAGCGCAAUUUCGCGACGCCAAAGACCAUCGCCAUUGUUGGCACUAUCCAGUUCAACGCUACGAUCCACAGUGUGCGCUCAACGCUGGAGAAGGCCGGUUACAAGAUCCUUAUCCCGCAGAUCGCGCCCCUAUCCAAGGGUGAGAUCUUAGGAUGCACUUCUCCACGGCUUCCGGAUACCGAGAAGGUCGACCUGAUUCUGUACCUGGGAGAUGGCCGUUUCCACCUCGAGAGCAUCAUGAUCCACAACCCGUCCAUACCAGCAUACCGGUACGACCCUUACUCGCGCAAGCUGACACGCGAGACGUACGGCCACGAGGAGAUGCAAUCGCUGCGGCGGGACGCGAUCAAGACAGCCAAGGGCGCCAAGAAAUGGGGACUCAUUCUCGGCUCGCUGGGCCGCCAGGGCAAUCCUCACACUAUGGCCCUGAUCGAGAGCAAGCUGACGCAGAUGGGGAUCCCGUGGGUGAAUCUGCUGCUGAGCGAGAUCUUCCCGGGAAAGCUCGCUCUGAUGAGUGAUGUCGAAUGCUGGGUGCAGGUCGCUUGCCCGCGGCUGAGCAUCGACUGGGGCUACGCGUUUCCCCGACCUCUCCUGACCCCCUACGAGGCGCUGAUUGCCUUGGAGGAACGUCAGGAGUGGAGUGACGGUGUAUACCCAAUGGAUUAUUAUGGAAAAGAGGGACUCGGUCGCACGAAAGGGGUACCACUAAACCGUCUCCUAGGUCUAUCUCUCAAGGAAACCCGGAUGAUUUUCCAGUGCGAGUUCGUCCUGGAUAUCUUCCUCGAGUACCAGGAAGGCAUCGGCGGCAACUCGGCCCCGGAACAUGCCCCCUUUAGACUGCAAAACAUCCUCUGGCUCAUGCAGCUUACUGGCUCACCAGGCAUCACAUCUCGAGUGCAAUGGUCGUGGACUCAAGCACAGCCGGACAAGGAGCACUGGAGUCCGGAUCUCCAUGCCGCCCGAUUCGUGUACAGGUUCGACCGGUGGGUUGACGAUAUCAACGGCGGCUGGGUCAGGAGCGCGGACCGUUAA